Messenger RNA from Tachysurus vachellii, 599 nucleotides. Its product is annotated as lymphocyte antigen 6D-like. The record is from RefSeq and is a predicted model, not a curated record. The transcript is spliced from 3 exons. Bases 115 to 525 code for a protein of 136 amino acids. Lineage: Eukaryota; Metazoa; Chordata; Actinopteri; Siluriformes; Bagridae.
GAGAGAGACAGAUGUUCUGGUCAUGAGAUAACAUUUUCAGGAGUAUUACAUAAGAAUAGGGGACCCAUAGAGUAGUAAAGGAAACAAGGAGAGUUUUUCUGCAGUUGAAUUGUCAUGAUGUCUAGAUCCACAGCUCUGCUCUUCCUCAUCCUGCUGAGUCUUCUAACUUCCACAGCAGUCUGUCUCACCUGCUACAACUGUGUGUUUCCGAUUGUCUCUCCACUUGACUGCCAGCCGUACCCCAAGAAAUGUGCUGUAGGUGAACGCUGCCUGUACAGCACUGCCACAGCCAAGAUGGAUUCGAAGCAGUAUGUGCUAAUAGAAAAGAGCUGUGCUACACCAUCUGCGUGUGGUGUUACCAGAGAGAAACGUGUUGCAGGACUCGUCUUCACCUUCACUACACGCUGCUGUGACACUGACCUGUGUAACUCUGCCUCCAUGUCCACAUAUGCUGCCCCCUGUUGGAGCCGAACGGCACUGAGCCUCGUCUGCAUGGCACUCAUAAGCCUGCUGGCCUCAGAGUGAAACCACACACACACACACACACUAAGCUAUUACCCAAUGGUUCAUGGUUCACUAAUGCUCAUUUAUGGUUUCCA